This is a messenger RNA of Magnusiomyces paraingens, 1506 nucleotides long. RefSeq lists its product as uncharacterized. NCBI's taxonomy places the organism in Eukaryota, Fungi, Ascomycota, Dipodascomycetes, Dipodascales, Dipodascaceae. Bases 1 to 1506 code for a protein of 501 amino acids. The record is from RefSeq and is a predicted model, not a curated record. Gene Ontology annotation, biological process: GABA catabolic process. The transcript has a single exon. Gene Ontology annotation, cellular component: mitochondrion. Gene Ontology annotation, molecular function: pyridoxal phosphate binding.
AUGAUCAAGCAAGUCCGCCCCUCAACUGUGGCUCGCCCCAUUGGCUCUGCCAUCAAGUCUACCGUCGGUGCUGCCGUCUCCGGCUCUAGAUCCCUCGCUUCUGUCGCUGAGACUUACUACCCUGAAGAGCCCGUUGCUCCCAAGAUUGUCUCUGCCACCGUCCCUGGCCCUGAAAACGCUAAGGCCAUUGAGAAGCUCACCAAGGUCUUUGACACUCGUGCUGCCUACUUUGUCGCUGACUACUACAAGUCUCUCGGAAACUACAUUGUCGACGUUGAUGGCAAUGAGCUCCUUGACCUUUAUGCCCAGAUUUCUUCUAUUGCUCUCGGCUACAACAACCCCGCCGUUCUCAAGGCUGCCACUUCCCCUGAAAUGGCCAUUUCCCUUGCCAACAGACCCGCUCUCGGUAACUUCCCCUCUAGCGACUAUGCUGAGAUUCUCGCUGACGGUAUUCUUGCCGCUGCCCCUCCUGGCCUCGACAAGGUCUGGACCGACCUUUCUGGCUCUGGCGCCAAUGAAACCGCUUUCAAGGCUGCCUUUAUGUACAAGCGUGCUCAGGAACGUGGCUUUGAUGCUGACUUCUCUUCUGAAGAGCUCGAGUCCUGCAUGGUCAACUCCAAGCCUGGUUGCCCUGAUCUCUCUAUUCUUUCCUUUGAGACUGCUUUCCACGGCCGUCUCUUUGGCUCUCUCUCUACUACCCGCUCAAAGCCUAUCCACAAGCUCGAUAUCCCCUCGUUCAACUGGCCCAAGGCUCCCUUCCCAGUCCUCAAGUACCCCCUUGACAAGUACGCUGAGGAGAACCGUGCUGAGGAAGACCGCUGCCUUGCUGAGGUUGAGCGCCUCAUUAAGACUUGGCCCAACCCCGUUGCUGCCGUUAUUAUCGAGCCCAUCCAAUCUGAGGGUGGUGAUAACCACACCUCUCCCUACUUUGGCCAGGGUCUCCGUGACUUGACCAAGAAGCUCAAUGUUCUCUUCAUUGUCGAUGAAGUCCAGACUGGUGUUGGUGCCACUGGUAAGUUCUGGGCCCACGAGUACUGGAACUUGACUGAUGCUCCCGAUAUCGUCACCUUCUCUAAGAAGUUCCAGGCUGCUGGUUACUACUUUUCUGAGCCCAAGAUUGUUCCCAACCUUCCUUACCGUCAGUUCAACACUUGGUGCGGUGACCCAUCCAAGGCCAUCAUUGCCCGUGCCAUCUACAAGGAGAUUGUUGCCAACGACCUUGUUGCCCGCACUGCCCAGGUCGGUGAGUACCUCAUUGGCAAGCUCGAGGCUCUUUCCACCAAGUUCCCCACCAAGAUUCAGAACCUCCGUGGUAAGGGUACCUUCAUUGCCUGGGACAUGGAGUCCCCUGAGGUCCGCGACUCUUUCCUCAAGGCUUUGAGAACUAACGGUGUCAACUGCGGUGGCUGUGGCCCCAAGUCUGUUCGUCUGCGCCCUGCUCUUGUCUUUGAAGAAAAGCACGCUGACAUUUUUGUCGAUGUUGUUGAGAAGGUUUUCCAACUGUAA